Molecule: messenger RNA, 2891 nt
Organism: Corythoichthys intestinalis (scribbled pipefish)
Lineage: Eukaryota; Metazoa; Chordata; Actinopteri; Syngnathiformes; Syngnathidae
Gene: tmx3b
Product: thioredoxin related transmembrane protein 3b
Exons: 16
Coding region: 42-1511 (489 amino acids)
Biological process (GO): peptidyl-cysteine oxidation
Cellular component (GO): cell surface; endoplasmic reticulum
Molecular function (GO): protein disulfide isomerase activity
Source: RefSeq, a predicted model, not a curated record
AUUUAGCCCCUGUUUCCUGCUUGCUGUUAACAACCGAAGCAAUGGCAGGCGUGAUAGCUUCCCUCUUUUAUGGAGUUAUUGCUUCCUGCAUGAGUUUGGUGGUGCUUGCCUUUGUAGAGGACCUCGACGACACAUUCAAAGACACCAGAGUGAAUGACGUCUGGCUCGUCGAUUUCUACGCGCCAUGGUGCGGACACUGUAAAAAGCUGGAACCGGUGUGGCAUGAUGUAGGUGCUGAGCUGAAGCUGUCCGGGUCCCCGGUUCGCGUUGGCAAGAUGGACGCCACAGCGUACUCGGGAAUGGCGUCAGAAUUUGGUGUGCGCGGAUACCCAACGAUAAAACUGUUGAAGGGGGAUCUGGCCUAUAACUACAAGGGGCCAAGAACUAAAGACGACAUUGUCGAAUUUACCAAUAGGGUGGCAGGGCCAGCCGUCCGAGGCCUCCCCAGCAACGAAAUGUUCGAACACAUUUUGAAGCGACACGCCGUUCUCUUUGUGUAUGUCGGCAGCGAGUCGCCCCUCAAAGAGAAGUACAACGACGUUGCCGCCGAGCUCAUCGUCUACACGUAUUUCUUCUCCGCGUCAGAGAACGUGCUGCCAGAGUCUGUAACCUUGCCGGAGCUGCCUGCGGUUAUCGUGUUCAAAGAUGACGCCUAUUUCACCUACGAUGAGUACGCGGACGGUAGCCUGAGCAGCUGGGUCAACAGGGAGCGCUUCCAAGGUUACCUGCAGAUCGACGGCUUCACGCUGUACGAACUCGGGGAAACAGGCAAACUGGUGGCGAUCGCAAUCAUCGAUGAGAAGGACCCCACAGAGAAGAGUGGCAGAUUAAAAGCGUUGAUUCAGACUGUUGCCAAGGAAUACAGAGAGCACUUUAGCAGAGACUUCCAGUUUGGCCACAUGGACGGGAACGACUACAUCAACAGCCUCAUCAUGGGCGAGGUGGCAGUGCCCUCUAUUAUCAUCCUCAACACAGCCAACGAGCAGUACUUCCUCCCGAGCCAGCCGACCGAGACCGUGGAGCAGGUGGUCCAGUUCAUCAGCGGUGUUCUGAACGGUUCCGUGCCGGCACUCGGAGGUGACGGCUUCAUCCAGAGAGUCAAACGGGUGGUGUUUGAUGCCAGAUCCACCAUUAUGUCGGUGUUUCGCAUCUCACCUUUGUUGGGCUGCUUCCUGUUUGGCCUGCCACUUGGCGUUAUCAGCCUCAUGUGCUACGGCAUCUGCACAGCAGAGACGGACGACGGCUCUGAUGACGUCGACGCCAUCAGGCGGGAGGGUUUGACUGACGAGGAGGAGGAGGAUGAAGGAGAAGGUGAGGAGGUAGGAGAAGGAGAGGAGGAAGGAGAGAAAGAAGGAGAGGACGAAGAAGAAGAGGAGGACGAGGAGGAGCAGGAGAAGGAGGAAGAGGAGGAGGAGGAGGAAGAGGAAGAAGAAGCGGAGGAAGAGAGAGACGAAGAACCCGAGGAUGAGGUAGUGGUAGAGAAGGAUCCAGAAGAGAAGAAAACGGAUUAACACAGGGCUGGAUGAUGGAUAGGUGGACGAAGGGAUAUGACGUAGAACUCAAAGACGCAUCUUGCUGCUGAUCUUUGCUUUUCCAUCUCUCAAUAUCUUUCCACAGACUUUCAUCCCGAAGCAUAUCUCUUUGUGACGCCCCGUUUUUUACCCCCUCCCCGCCUAGAUUCCAGUAGAACACAAACAGGGUGAACGUUGCCUUCAAAUGUCCAUCGAGCAGCCCAACGCUCAAGAAGUGCCCAGGACGGAAACGCUGCCAUAAAUUGCAGAAUUUGCGCUUUUAGUUUUAUUUUCAUAGUAGCUGAAAGGCGACAUUUGCACAGCCUGUUACAUUCAGAUGAGUCUUUCGUUGGACAAAUAAGGAGUUAAUGGAUGUGUACCAAAACAUUCCAGUUUACGACUCCACAAUGGUAAAAAGUAUUGGGACAUGACGUCAUUGACAACAACACAGAUGAGUGUCCCAAUACUUUUAGUCCAUAUAGCAUACGUGUAUCAAAAGUAUUGGGACAUCCCAUUAUUGACGGAUACAGACAAGUGUCCCAAGACAUUUGUUAUGUCAACUACGUUGUGGUGAAAAGUAUUUAGGACAACACUUAACUCAGCAGCGGCCAGUGACGCUAAUAGACGUCCAACCCAUUUGGUCUGGGAGGGGCUGGCAGCGAUCGUUCAAGCCAUUCUAAAUGAAUUGGACAUGUAUUGCCGUCAAUGGCACUGGAAUAUGAUUAUUCAACGCCAACAAUGCCAGGGAAAUGGUGUCAGUGGCAAUGAAUAUGACCGGUAUCCCAAUACUGUUUUUCAGCAUGCACCCAAGUCAAAAGUAUUGGGACACCCCAUUAUUAACUGAUACAGAUGUGUGUCCCAAGACUAUUUUGUCCAUAUGGUGUAUAUGUGUCAAAAGUGUUGGUACGCCUCGUUAUUGACUGAUGCAUACACGCGAGUCUCGAAAUCUUUCCAUGUAACGUGUAAAGCGUGCGUCUUCACAAUGUUUUGUUUUUUUCUCCAUGCGAGACAAAUGUUUCAUGUGUUUUAUUUUUCUUACUGUACAUAUAAAAAUCAUAACAUUUGGAGAUGCAUGCUUUUACUGACUAUUUGGAAGCCAUUUUAGGAGGGAAUAUAGCUUUUUUUUUUUUUUUUUUACAUAUAUAAUCGUUUUCGCAUUCACUGGUUCCGUUAAAAACACUUCGUCUUGGUGUAUGAUGACAAAGGAGCACAAAUAUCAGUUUAAAAAAAAAGCAUCUAUUCCCAUUGUAACUACCAAAGUGGGACUAUUUUCAAUUAUUUCGAAUGUUUAAUGCCGCGUAUACGUUUCGGUACCCUCGCUUUUCCCUUUGGCCUUUGUAGUUCUCUUCACAUUGGACUGAAAUAAAGAAUUCCCCUUUU